CCCUUUCCCCGGGGGGCCCUAUCCGGGUGAGUUCCGGAGUUUGGGACUCCGAAGUCCACCCCCAGACCGCGGGCGACGUCCCCCGUCUGUCACCGAGGCCCGUCUCUCCAUUCCGCAGCGCGGCCGCCGCAACCCACGCUCGCGGAGCAGGCGGGGCCCCGUACCCACGGGCGCGCGUCCCGCCCGCCGAGCUCGCGGCCCGCUUCACCUCCCAGCUCCCGUCCCAGCGGCACGCGGCGCGCCGCCGGCUUCCCCUCGCCUCUCGGCCGAGCGGCCUCCCAGACCCCGCGCCGUUGGAGCGACCCGGGCGAAGCCCGAGGGGGAAUCCGGGGGAGGACGGGGCGGUCCUGUGCGCCCGGGUAGGCGGAGUGGCAGAAUCACCUGAGACCGCCAGACGGCUCCCUGCGUUCCCACUCCCGCUCGAGCUCCGCACCGGGACCGGUGGAUCAGACCCGGGAACCCGCCCCGCGCCACGCCACGCCACACAGGGGAGGACCGGCCACAGCGAGCUAGUGGACAUGGCCACACCGUUCCUACCCGCAGGGGCCACCACGGGCGACAGCGGUGGGGAACUGAGCUCCGGGGACGACUCCGGUGAUAUGGAAUCCUUCCAGACCCCCGAGGCCGAGGGGACCCGGAGCUUGGCUGAGCUGUUUGAGAAGGCUGCCGCACACGUCCAAGGCCUGGUUCAGGUGGCCAGCCGGGAGCAGCUUCUGUACCUGUAUGCCAGGUACAAGCAGGUUAAAGUUGGAAAUUGCAAUAUUCCUAAACCAAACUUCUUUGAUUUUGAAGGAAAGCAAAAAUGGGAGGCAUGGAAAGCCCUCGGUGACUCAAGCCCUAGCCAAGCAAUGCAGGAAUAUAUCGCGGCAGUUAAAAAACUAGAUCCAGGAUGGAAUCCUCAGGUAUCAGAGAAGAAGGGAAAAGGAGGCAGUAGUGGUUUUGGUGGUCCAGUUGUUAGUUCUCUAUAUCAUGAAGAAACAAUCAGGGAAGAAGACAAAAACAUAUUUGAUUACUGCAGGGAAAACAACAUUGACCAUAUAGCCAAAGCCAUCAAAUCGAAAACUGUGGAUGUGAAUAUGACCGAUGAAGAGGGCAGAGCUCUGCUCCACUGGGCAUGUGACCGAGGACAUAAGGAACUGGUGAAAGUCUUGCUACAGCAUGAAGCUGGCAUUAAUUGUCAGGACAACGAAGGUCAGACAGCUCUUCAUUAUGCCGCUGCCUGCGAGUUUUUGGACAUCGUGGAACUGCUGCUCCAGUCUGGCGCUGACCCCACGCUCCGAGACCAAGAUGGCUGCUUGCCAGAAGAGGUGACGGGCUGCAAAGCCGUCUCUCUGGUGCUGCGGCGGCACAGAGCUAGCCAGGCUUGAUCCAAAGCCUGAAGAAGCACAGUUUGGCAGGCUAGGACUUCCAGGAUAAAGGAAACUGCAAAAUAAUACUUCUCUUACCACCCAUCUUUAGUAUGCAUUGGCUAAUAAAAUCAGUUCGAGGAACUGGGAUUUCGACGUCUCAGCAGCUCAUUCUCCAUGCAUACAUUGUGGGGGAGUCCGGGGUUGGUGAUGAACAUGUGUACUGUGCAUAAUAUAAUCCAAUUCUGCCGAGCAUGCUUUGAAAUUUAUCACUGCUGUGGAAGGUGGAGAGAGGAGCAGACAGAUCAUAUUUCACAAUAUUAAACACGGCUCCCCUCUCCUCCGCACCUCCCCCCUCUUUCUCUCUCUCUCUCUCUCUCUCUCUCUCUCUCUCUCUCUCUCUCUCUCUCUCUCUCAAAAUACAAAAGCAAAGUGUGCCCAUCAGCACUACAGUGACAAUUAGGAAAGUUCUGUGAAAUCCCAGCAUGGUAGAAAGCAAAUGACCCAAUAGCAUGUCACAGCUAAUCUGAAUACGGAGGUAAGACAGGCUUGAAAAUGUAAGGAGGAAGAGGGUGUUAAAGCAAGU
Messenger RNA from Mus pahari (shrew mouse), 1932 nucleotides. RefSeq names its product acyl-CoA binding domain containing 6 (gene Acbd6). The record is from RefSeq and is a predicted model, not a curated record. The transcript is spliced from 8 exons. Gene Ontology annotation, molecular function: fatty-acyl-CoA binding; protein binding. Lineage: Eukaryota; Metazoa; Chordata; Mammalia; Rodentia; Muridae. The coding region runs from base 519 to 1367 and encodes 282 amino acids.